AUGCGCCAGCGUGGUGCUGGGUCACGGGCAGUCGCAGCGGCUGAUUUUGGACUAGAUUUUGGACUUGUUGAUGAUAAGCAAGAAAGUCUGUUGGCGCGACAAUCAGAUGCUGAGUUUCGGACGGUUGAAAAUACCGAUUUUGGCUUAUCUAUCCCCUAUUCCGCUCGGUCACUACGCUCAAAGACUGGAAACAGUCCGCACUCUCGACGAUUGAGUUCUCGUUAUCCUUCACAGACGCCCGGCAGUCGGAAUCGUACAGGAUCAUCGAUCAGGUCAGCCAGACACAAUCCGCAACAAGUUGAGCAUAAUGGAGCGGAUGCGCCUCAGUUGGGAGGAAACCAGUCUGUGGAGAAUGUUCAUCAAGCCAAGAGGAGGCGAUUGUCCCCGGCUGCUGUGACGCCAAUUCAACUGUCGGCAAAGCCGCCCGCAGCAGCAAGUACAGGCGGAAUACGGUCCGGAAGGCGGAGUAGUAGGGAGGUAUUCACAGUCGCAGAGGACAACGAUGGAGAGGAAGGCCUUGAGCCAUUACAUACCCCUGGUGCAAUUGCAUUUCAGCGGAUACAAGACUCACCAUUAUUUUUCCCGGAACAUGAGCCGAACAAGGAAAACGACAAUGCUACCCCUGCAUAUCAGCGCGAAGAUGGGUCACUUCUGGCCUCGCAAGGAGUCAAGGGUGGCCAACCGAGCAUAUUAUACCCUCGCAAUUCUGUGUCAAGGGCGAAAGAGGAUGCGUUAGGGCUUGUCAUCAACAAUGCGAGAAUUCCGGAAGCCAAGGAUGGCCCGGAAGGUACUGAAGCAGGAGGACGGAGUAACGAUACCCACGUCAUGUCACUUGAGAAGUCCUUGCCUACCUCGAAUAAUACCGGAUCCUCAAGCCACAAACGGCGGAAGAAACGGAAGUCCGUUAUCUUGGUACGCAAGAAGAGGCGCUCGUCUGGCGUCAAUGAGGUUUCACUUCAGCAGACGGAAAUUCCGUCGGAGGCUCCCGGGUCUUCAGGCUCACUGGAAACGCCACAACCUGCUCCAUCGCAGUCAACGAGUCGGGUUCGUGCUCGGAGAUAUGCCAACACCAAGUCAAGGGACAAAGAUGAAGACAGCCCCCCACCAUCUCGCUCAGGAUCUCCGACCCGAACAGAUGGAGAUGAUGAUGAGACAUAUAUUCAAGAGAGCUCCCCAGAACCUCAGACUCCAGCACUUUCUAAGAAGGUUGGUGAUAACAUCCACCGUGGCGCGACCCGAACUCAGAACCCUCGUUCUUCCAAGGGAGGGACAUCCAGGCCGACAUUCCCGAUUCUGACCCAUCGAUUAACAAAUUCCUCAAGACUUCCAACCAUCGAUGAAGCCAACGAAAACGACGUCCACUCUGAGAAUGCUUUCGCCAAUCGCGACGACCUUGAAAGAGACCGCAGUGAACCGAAUGCGGUGGAUGUGCUCGCUCAAAUUUGUCGUGAAACAAUCGAGAAUUGUGUCCGGCGUAUGUCGGAAGACAUGCAGCCUUCUGAACGUGCAGCUUUGAAAGUCAGACGAACGGCGCUAGAGGAAUUUGGCCGAGACUUGAAUGACGAACUCUUCGAGCUGUCAGAAGCCGCUGAGAACCGAAUCAUCUUAGAAGCUCGUGUUCGGAAGAGCAAGAGAGAGAAAGCUUUCAUGCAAACGGAGUGGAUCGAAUUGAGAAAGGAGCGGGAGCGGAUCGCCCUCGAAUGUGACGCUGUGCGACGGCGCCACUGGCAAUGCGAAGACGAUGCCAGAGAACGUUGGGAUCUCAGCGAGGCCGCGAGACGGGCAGAGCUUGAACUGGAACGGAAUGAUCCGGCCAACGAAGCGGGUCUGGAAUGUCUGCUUCGAAGUGUGCUCAACAACGUCAGCAGUGCUUCUGAGGAGGGGGGCCUACUGGACAGGGUGAAAUCGUUCAAUGCCCAGUUGGAAAACACGGCAUUAUUCCUGGAAGGACGACAUGGUCAUUAG
Capronia coronata CBS 617.96 is the source of this 1965-nucleotide messenger RNA. RefSeq lists its product as uncharacterized. The coding region runs from base 1 to 1965 and encodes 654 amino acids. The transcript is spliced from 3 exons. The record is from RefSeq and is a predicted model, not a curated record. Lineage: Eukaryota; Fungi; Ascomycota; Eurotiomycetes; Chaetothyriales; Herpotrichiellaceae.